Molecule: messenger RNA, 2241 nt
Organism: Aedes albopictus (Asian tiger mosquito)
Lineage: Eukaryota; Metazoa; Arthropoda; Insecta; Diptera; Culicidae
Product: chorion transcription factor Cf2
Exons: 9
Coding region: 227-1876 (549 amino acids)
Biological process (GO): regulation of transcription by RNA polymerase II
Cellular component (GO): nucleus
Molecular function (GO): RNA polymerase II cis-regulatory region sequence-specific DNA binding; DNA-binding transcription factor activity, RNA polymerase II-specific; zinc ion binding
Source: RefSeq, a predicted model, not a curated record
CCAUUUGGCAUUCUCUUGACGCCAUAUUUAAAUGUUGAUUGUUUUGCGUGAAAUUUGUUUACAUCUAGGAAAAUCUUAAAAAUUCUCUGGAAGCCUGCAAAAUUUUCAUUUUUUUUAAAUAACCCUCGUGAAUCCGUAUAUUUACGGUGUUUUCAGUAUCCGAACAAAAAAAAAAAUAGUUUGUCGGGAGCUAGGAAAUCAAAAGAUUCAAAGACGGAUCGUCGAUAUGGAGCUGGAAACCCUGAAAAAUUUGGAGCUGGAUAAGAUCUGUCGGAUAUGCUUGGCAAUCAAAAAGGAAAUGCGUCCUCUUUUCGGUGAGAUGGUCGCGGAGAUGCUGAUGGAAAUCGCAAAGAUACAGAUUGAGCAAUUGGACGGCUGGCCGGACAAAAUCUGUAUUCAAUGCAUUCAUCAAGUCAGUCGAUGCCAUGCAUUCAAAACUCGAGUUGAAAAAUCAGACACUGCCUUGCGACAUUACAUCAAAGGCAUAACGGUUGUUACGGAGGGGCAGCAGAUGCCGAAGGAAUCGCUGGCUGUCGAGGUUCCAAGGCCGCAGAUUGCGCCACAAAAGAUCCAACAGCUUCAUCCGGCCCCUCAAAUUCAAGAAAUACACAUUCAGCGGGCUGACAUACCAACGAUAGCGGAAGCUGCCCCACCUCCAACCAUGAUCCUGACCAAUGCCCACCUACUUGGUACCGGAGCACAGAUAAUCAAUGCCGGUCAUUUACUGACGACCGCUACGGGGCAGCAACUCAUACAGGCUCCGCAGUACCAUGCGGCUCAAAUAGGACAGUUCAUUCAGGGACCGAACAAUACGAUACAGAUGAUUACGCACGGAGCGGCAGCUCACCCGCAAAUCCUUCAAAUUCAACGGACGGCAGACGAUCGGUGUGAAAUAAUCGUCCAGCCGGAUAUGGCCGAGCAGCAACAGUAUUACGAUGAGAAUAACGUAUUAUCAGUCAACCCCGUUCAAUCCGUCCCUUUAAUGGUGUCAGCACCUGCUGCCACGCUGCAUCAUCACCUAGUACAGCAUGCCAUUCAACAGCAUCAGCAGCAGCAACAACAACAGCAUCAUCAUCACCAACAACAGCAGGCCCUCCAACAGCAAAUCCAACACCAGCUGCAACACGAAGUUCAACAGGAAGAUGAAUCUGAAGAAUCUCAUUUGAAGGAUGAACCCCAGGACUCGGACUGCGGAGACCCGGAUGAUAGUCAGGUGGAUAACGAAGAAUUCAUCGAAGAGGAACACCCAGAUGAUGAGGAAGAGGAAGAAGAGGAAGAGGACGAGGAACAACAGCAGACGGAAAAUGAAGAACCGUAUUGCCUAUCGGAUUGUGAAACGGAUGACGAGGAAAAGCAGCUUGCUGAAUUCAUGGCCCAUCAAACGUCUUGUCCUAGCCCUGGCAGGUAUGUGUGUAAUCUUUGUCGCAAGGAGUUCAGUCAACCGAAAUGGCUACAAACACACAUGUCAUCUCAUUCGAACUGGUUGAAGGCCAAUUGUAAAAAGCAGCCCGAAUGUGAGAUAUGCCAUAAAAGUUUCCGAGGUCCCGGAAUGCUACGGAUGCACAUGAAAACGCAUGAGAAAGAGGAUAAACUGCCCACCUGUUCGAUAUGUCAUAAAGAGUUCAAAUCGAAAUCAAUUUUAUACCGGCAUAGGCAAACGCAUUUCGAGAAAAACUUCGCAUGUACCCUCUGUGACAAACGGUUCAGUUCAAACUAUCAGCUGAAUAUUCACGUCCAACGACAUAAAAAGCAAAAAUCUCAAAAAUGUCCCCACUGUGACAAAUCGUUCUACAAUGCUUCCGACUUGAAGGUGCACGUUAAUCUACAUCUGGGAACGAACGUCAUCCAGAUCAAGAAGAUAACGCCAGCGAGCUAAUCUAUGGAUAGCCCCACUCUGGCUUGCCUAGAAUAUUUUUUUAAUUUCUAUGAAAACAACUUAGAGAAAGAGCUUUUUGGUUCCUUGAAGUUGGAUAUGCUCUCAUUUUCCUGUGAAAUAGUUUAAGCUUCAUUUCCGUUUCGUGAGUUUUCAAUGUCUGAGAAUAUGAAGCGAAGAUACCUUCAUACCAUCUGUAUAUAUUACAUCAAUUUUUAAGAAUAGUAAAACGUCCGUACGCUUUGGAAUUCGACAGAUUUAAUUUAAGGAAAUUAUCCGCUUGUGCAAUGCUAAGUAAUGGCAGGAAUUUUCGUAGUCUUGUCUAUUUUGUUAGAUAAAGUAGUACGUCAGAUUGAAAAUCAUUGUAU